Molecule: messenger RNA, 7462 nt
Organism: Onychomys torridus (southern grasshopper mouse)
Lineage: Eukaryota; Metazoa; Chordata; Mammalia; Rodentia; Cricetidae
Gene: Ttc3
Product: tetratricopeptide repeat domain 3
Exons: 46
Coding region: 209-6268 (2019 amino acids)
Biological process (GO): ubiquitin-dependent protein catabolic process
Molecular function (GO): ubiquitin-protein transferase activity; protein binding
Source: RefSeq, a predicted model, not a curated record
CACGUGACCCGCCCGCCUCCCGAGCGGCUGGCCGCCCGCUCGCUCGCUCGCUCGCUCUGUGGGUCUGGUUGACGUGGAGGGGCCGGAGGCUGCGGCGGCAGCGGCGGCGGCCCGCGUCCGAGGCUCGCGGGCUGCGGGCCCGGGUGAGUGCAGCUCCAGCGCGCGGCGGGGCUCCCGGAAGUGUCUGCGUUGUCCCGCCGCAGCCGAGAUGCCCGGGCAUCGGGGCGCUCCACACCUCCCCGCGUGGGUGUGUGGACUGUACACCAUGGAUGAUUUUGCUGAGGGAGACUUCACUUUGGCAGAUGAUACCUUGUUGGAAGGUUGCCCUUGUGAGGAUGACUGUAUCUGUACCCCUGACUUUACCACUGAUGAUUAUGUCCGAGUGACUGAGCUCUACUAUAAUGGAGUGGGUAUGCAAUAUAAAGAUUAUGCCCAAAGUGAGAAAAAUUUAGAAUAUGACAUCUGCAAUAUAUGGUGUAGUAAGCCACUUUCUAUUCUGCAAGAUUACUGUGACACCAUUAAGCUAUAUAUCUUCUGGCCACUUCUUUUUCAACAUCAACACAGUUCUAUAAUAUCAAGAUUGCAUCCCUGUGUGGAAGCCACCCGUUCUCGUGCCGCUGAGAUAAGUUUGAAGAAAUUACAACAUCUUGAGUUGAUGGAAGACAUUGUGGAUUUGGCAAAGAAAGUUGCAAAUGAUUCAUUCCUUAUUGAAGGUUUAUUAAGAAUUGGUUAUAAAAUAGAAAAUGUAAGUGUUAAAAAUGAGACCCCAGCACACCCAUUACAGAAAAUCUUGGCAAUGGAAGAAGCUUUAAAUUGGAUAAAAUAUACAGGUGAUGUAGCAAUUCUACCUAAAUUAGGAUCAGUUGACAGUUGCUGGCCCAUGUUAAGUAUUUUCUUUACUGAAUAUAAGUACCAUAUUACUAAAGUCGUAACUGAAAAUUGCAACUUGCUUGAGGAGUUUAGAAGGAACAGUUGUGUGCAGUGUGUGAAGCAAGGAGAGCUAAUGAAAAUGAGAGGAAAUGAAGAGUUUUCCAAACAAAGAUUUGAUAUAGCUGUUAUUUUUUACACCAGAGCCAUUGAAUAUAGACCUGAAAACCAUCUCCUUUAUGGUAACCGAGCUCUCUGUUUUCUUCGUAUGGGACAGUUUAGAAAUGCACUUAGCGAUGGAAAGAGGGCCAUUGUUUUGAAGAACACCUGGCCAAAGGGUCAUUAUCGUUAUUGUGAUGCUCUUUCUAUGCUGGGGGAAUAUGACUGGGCCCUGCAAGCAAACAUAAAAGCUCAGAAACUCUGUAGAAAUGACCCUGAGGGAAUCAAGGAUCUAAUUCAGCAGCAUGUAAAGUUACAAAAACAAAUAGAAGACCUGCAAGGUCGGACAUCAAGUAGGAAUCCAAUUAAAGCUUUUUAUGAAAGCAGGGCUUACAUACCUAGAAAUUCAUCAGCACCUGCUUUUAGAACAUCACUUAACUUUGUGGAAACAGACAGAGGUUUCAGAAAAACUAAGUACAGAAUGGCAGAUGGUGGCAAUCAAAAUCUACAGGUGGCAGAUGAGGCUUUGAAGGGCGAUGAUUGUGACUGUCAUCCUGAAUUUCUGCCACCUCCAAGGAUUUUAAUGGCGACCACAUUGGUUAUAAUUCGGAGCGGAAUCAGCAUGUUGAUAAUAUUUCUGUUCAGUAACUUGGGUCAUUAUCUGUUUACUCAAUAUUUGAAUUAUAAUUCACAAGUGACUUUACCAGAUUUGAAAAACAUUUUGGAGAAACAGUUUUCAAAGUCUUCUAGAGCUGCACACCAGGAUUUUGCUAACAUCAUGAAGAUGUUAAGAAGCUUAAUUCAGGAUGGGUACACAGCCUUGUUAGAGCAGCGUUGCCGCAGCGCGGCACAGGCCUUCACAGAGUUACUCAAUGGUUUAGAUCCUCAGAAAAUAAGGCAAUUGAACCUGGCCAUGAUUAAUUAUGUAUUAGUAGUCUAUGGACUUGCUGUUUCUCUCCUUGGAAUAGGACGACCUGAGGAGCUGUCAGAAGCUGAGAACCAGUUCAAAAGGAUUAUCGAACACUAUCCCAAUGAGGGGCUUGACUGCUUGGCCUACUGUGGAAUAGGAAAAGUAUAUUUGAAAAAGAACAGAUUUCUUGAAGCUCUUAAUCACUUCGAAAAAGCAAAGACUUUGGUCUAUCGUCUUCCUGGAGUUCUAACUUGGCCCACAAGUAAUGUGAUUAUUGAAGAGUCUAAGCCAGAAAAAGUCAAGAUGAUGCUGGAGAAGUUUGUUGAAGAAUGCAAGUUUCCCCCAGUACCAGAUGCUGUUUGUUGCUAUCAGAAGUGCCGUGGAUAUUCCAAAAUUCAGAUCUACCUAACUGAUCCAGACUUUAAGGGUUUUAUACGAAUUAGCUGCUGCCAAUACUGUAAGGUAGAAUUUCACAUGAACUGCUGGAAAAAGUUAAAAACAACAACUUUUAAUGAUAAAAUUGACAAGGAUUUUCUACAAGGAAUUUGUCUCACUCCUGACUGUGAGGGAAUCAUUUCUAAGAUUAUCAUCUUUAGCAGUGGUGGUCAAGUUAAAUGUGAAUUUGAACACAAGGUCAUCAAAGAAAAAGCUCCUUCUAAGCCUGUUCUGAAGCAGAAGUGCUCCAGCCUAGAGAAGUUAAGACUGAAAGAAGAUAAAAAGUUGAAGAGGAAGAUCCAAAAACAAGAGGCCAAAAAGUUAGCACAAGAACGAAGGGAAGAGGACUUAAAAGAAAGCAACCCACCCAAAAAUGAAGAGCCAGAAGAAAAUGUAGACAUCGGUCAGAGUUGCCAGUUUCUUGAUGAUAGAAUCCUGCAAUGCAUAAAGCAGAAUGCGGACAAGAUUAAAUCUGGUAUAUUGAAUACCUCCACGCUUCUCAAAGAGCUGCUUUCUUGGAAGGUUCUGAGCACAGAAGACUACACAACAUGUUUUUCUAGCAAAAAUUUUCUGCGUGAAGCAGUGGACUAUAUUAUACGUCACUUGGUUCAAGAAAAGAACAGAGUAAAGACACGGAUAUUUCUGCAUGUUUUGAGCGAGCUUAAAGAGGUAGACCCCAAGUUGGCUCCCUGGAUCCAGAGACUUAAUAGCUUUGGCUUAGAUGCCACAGGACCGUUCUUUACUCGGUAUGGAGCAUCUCUCAAGGAACUUGAUUUUAGCGUCAUGACUUUCCUCUGGAAUGAGAAAUACGGCCAUAAACUGGGUUCUAUAGAAGGAAAGCAGCUCGAUUAUUUCUGUGAGCCAGCGUCCAUGAAGGAAGCCCGCUGUUUAAUAUGGCUGCUGGAAGAGCACAGAGACAAGUUCCCAGCCUUGCACAGUGCCCUGGAUGAGUUCUUUGAUAUAAUGGAUAGCCGAUGCACCGUAUUACGGAAGCAAGACAGUGAUGAAGUGCCGUUUGGUUGUAUCAAGGUAAAAAACAAAGGCAAGAAAAAGAAGCCAAAAGAUUCAAAGCCAAUGUUAGUGGGAUCUGGACCGACAUCGGUAACAGCAAGUAGUGAGACUGUUACUCCCGAAGACCAUAACAGGCGCAGUUCAGAUUCUGCAGGCCCAUUUGCAGUACCUGACCACCUUCGGCAAGAUGUUGAAGAAUUUGAAGCUCUUUACGACCAGCACAGCAGCGAGUAUGUUGUCCGAAAUAAGAAGCUGUGGGACAUUAACCCGAAACAGAAAUGUUCGACUCUGUAUGAUUACUUCUCUCAGUUGUUGGAAGAGCAUGGCCCCUUGGCCCUGAAUGACAAGGUGUUCUCUGAAGAGGAUGAGUUCUUCCCUGAAGAGACUCGACAGAUGCUGGAGAAAGCCGGCGGUUUGAAGUCUUUCCUCCUGGGAUGUCCUCGAUUUGUUGUGAUAGACAACUGUAUUGCAUUGAGAAAAGUUGCCUCAAGACUCAAGAAAAAGAGAAAGAAGAAAAACAUCAAAACUAAAGUUGAAGAAAUUUCAAAAACAGGAGAAUAUUUACGAGUUAAACUACCACUAAAUCCAGCUGCUAGGGAAUUUAAACCAGAUGUAAAGUCCACACCAGUGUGUGAGGAUGUAAAGUCUGCACCAGGACCUGCUGAGUCCCCAGGACCAGCUCCUGAGGAUCUGAAGCCCCAACUGGACUCUGAUAGCUCUUGUGGUUCAGCUUCUGAGGACAGCAGACUGGAAGUGGCCUCUUCUGACUCGCCCCCACCACUCUGUGAGGAUGUACAUCACAGACCAGCUUCCUCUCCUCCCACAGUAGCUCCUGAAGAUGCCAAACCAACAUACUGGACUCAAUCCCACGUGGUCACAGGAUUCUGCACAUACCUUCCUUUUCAAGGAUUUGACAUCACGCAGUCAAGGCCUGCAUACAUCAACAUGGUACCAAGCCUGCCCCAGUUCACCGGCAUCUACACACCCUUGGCCAGCAUUCCCUCUGAAUAUGCCAUGCAGAGAUCCAUGCCAGUGGUGCCAUCUUUUGUAGCCAGCGACAGAGCAGAUAAAAAUGCCACUGCAUAUUUCGAGAGUCAGAAUUUGAAUACUGGGAAUGACUGUGGUAACCAGAUUGCCUCUGAAGCACAGAUCCUUGAGCAUUCUUUGGGAAUGUGUGUGAAGUCCCAGAGCAGCCCAGCUGAUCUUGAGACAGCUCUGAGUGAGCCCGACAGAAACAGCAGGCAUGGUGGGAGCUCCGACAUCCAGUGUGAAGCAUCUCCGGAAAGUACCAGCAGAGCAACAGACACUUUCCCUGCACCAGUGCUUGCCGUCCAGGUGUCUAGGAGUGUAGUACAUCAGGAAGUCAAUACUGAGCCAUAUGAACCUUUUGAGACACAGCAGGGGGACCUUUCCCAGACUGAAAAGGAGUACCGCCUGUUAAGAGACCAGCUCACGGCAGCAGUGGAGAACUAUGAGCAGAGCAAACUCAGGAGCUCAGAAGAGACCAGGGACCUGGAAGAGAAGCUGAAGAGGAACACAGAAGAGAAGAAGAUCUCAAAGACCGAAUUAGACUGGUUCCUCCAAGAUUUGGACAGAGAAGUUAAAAAAUGGCAACAAGAGAAAAAAGAAAUCCAAGAAAGAUUAAAGGUCCUGAAGAAAAAAAUUAAGAAGGUUACAAAUACCAGUGAAAUGUCUGCCCAGAAAAUUGAUAGCUUGGAUAAGGAAUUCGGGUCACAUCUGGACCAGUCCCCAGGAAUCAGUGCGCUCCUGAAUGAGAAGGCGGCAGUCGAAGAGCGCAUCCAGAGAGGGACAGAGCGUUGUGAGGAGAGUCGGCAAAGGGCCGUGGCUGCGGAGCUCUCUGUCCUGGAAAACUGGAAGGAGCGAGAAGUCUGUAAAUUACAGAGUGUAGCGUCACAAGCAGAAACCUAUCUUAAGAACCUCAAGCUGAUGAGCAGUGAUUCUGCAUCAUAUCCUGACAUGGAGUGUGAUACGCUCUCAUGGGAAUUGUUUCUUUCUAAUGUAAGAGAAGAAAUUGAGAGCACAAAGUCUCAGUUUGAAGAUCAAAUCAAGGCCAUUAAAAAUGGUUCUCGGCUCAGCGAGCUUUCCAGCGUGCAGAUUUCUGAGCUCACAUUUCCUGACGGUACAACGGUGAGUGAGAUUCAUCCUCAGUUGCCUUCUGAGUCUUCAGGCCAUGAGGAUCAAGGGCCCAUGACUUCUGAAGCAGUCCACAAGGAUUCUCCCACAGAGCCCACUAGUGGCUGCCCAGAGGAGGUCCCUGAGCUGUCACUAGGAUCGCCCACCCAUCAGCCUGAAGUUGGUCAACAGUUAGAGGUCAAGAUGGCUAGCCAGCUGUCUCCAUCAGAACAAAGCCCUGAGGCUGAUGAGAAACGACCUGGGCAGGCUACUCGGUCAAGCCAGUCUCCAAAAAAGCCUUUCAACAGUGUCAUUGAACACUUGUUAGUGGUGUUCCCAUCCUAUACCAGCUCUGAACUUGCUGGUUUUGUUAAAAAAGUUCGAAACAAAAGCAAGAACUCACUCUCUGGAUUAAGUGUUGAGGAGAUUGUGGAGAGAGUAACAGGACACAUUCUAGAGGAACAGAGAAAGAAGGCUCAAUCUGCUGCUGCGGUGGCCCAGUCUUCCCAGAGUGCACCUUUGGCUGUUGGUGGACCGUCGUCCAAAACCAAAGGCCAGAAAAGAGAUGACGUCUCCGUAAAUCCUGCACCAGAUGCAAAUUCCUGUGAGCUAUGCCACGAGGUGUUCAAGUCAAAAAACAUGCGUGUGCUGAAAUGUGGGCACAAGUUUCACAAAGGGUGCUUCAAGCAGUGGCUCAAAGGACAGAGCACUUGCCCCACCUGCGGCCGUGAGGACCUGCUGUCACAAGAGUAGCCUGGUGCACCGAUCUUGCCCACCCAGCCCAGAGGGGAGCCGCCUCGUGUUGCCCUAGGUAGUCGCUCUUCACUGACCACCGUUCACUGCGUGAUGCGUUGACAUAACAACAGCGUCCUGUUACCAGAAUAAAACAGAAACGUGAAAACUCGGACACUGUGUAUCACAAAGCUAACAAGUGGAAGCCUUGAAUGUAAUCCAUACCACGUUCCAGGUGACAGCGUGUGUGAGCCUCUGAUGCUGUGUCACCCCAUUCGUGCGUUGUUGGAGCUGCUGCACGGGGCUCUGAGAUUAGCAGCUUCCCUUGGAAAGGGCUGCUGAGUCCCUCAAAGCAGUGCUCUAUUGUGAGGAUGCUCAGCCACCUCUUGCAGACCCUGGAGCUGCUGUAGGGUCUGCUUCCUCAAUUGAUCCACAUUUUGGAAGUCAGUUAUAAAAUACUUUUUAAAGACGUUUUGAGCUGAGACUUCUUUUACCCUGGAAACAGGCUACCUGUUCUCAGCAGACCCACGCUUGAGGCUUGCACUAAGACUUCUGUGCUGGUCUCAUGAGCCAGUCAGCCAGUGCUUGGAAGUGCCCACUAGCUAGUGCCGAGCACAAGAGCACUGUGUAGAACCAGUCACUAUCGUUCUCCUUCCUUAACCUACCACCAAAAAAGAAAUUUACCAGACAGUCCUGAGGGUUGGUGUUGUUAGGCCAUUCUGUGUUUGACUCUUGUGUAAAGUAAUGCAUGCAGUCCUUUGUUGUGGCCUGAAAACAAACUAGCUCGUUAGAAACUAUUCACAAACUAGGUGUUUUUAGUGACCUGUAUGUAGGCAGUGGCAAAUACAGAAACUGGAUACAUUCCAUUUCUCUCAAACAGAAAAAAUACAAAAAAAAAAAAAAAAAAAAAAACCAAAACCUUUGCCGUGUGUUCUCUGUUGGAGUAGCAGGUUUGGUGGCCUUCUCCUGUGUCCGUGUGAGUUGUGGUGUCAGUGACUCAGUCGAGAGCAGCUCACUCCUUCUCCUGAGACAUUCUCCUCAGUGGUCCCUGAACAUGGUCUGCAUGUCAGUUGAGAGCAGUGCACAUUGAAGUGCACAGUGCCAGUUCGAAGAGCAUAGCUGUUGAGAGAAUGAACUUCUGUGCUUCAUUUCAGAGCCUGUGAACAUGCCUUAUACUUGUCCAGUAGCUGUCAAUAAAAACAUUCUGAAAGAUCA